GUCCUCUUUCCUCCUCCUGCUCUUCCUCUCUUGUCUCCUUCUUAUUAAUGUCUUCGCUUUGCAGCCUAUUUGGCUCGAGGGUUCCGCUGGGGAACUGGGGCGUCUCCCGCCGCGCGUGCGCAGAGGUGGCUUGUGCACGUGACCCCGCUCCUUCGGCAAGACAGGUGGCCUGACCGAAGGACCUCCAGCCGACGAUGCCUCGCAGCCGCAGUCGCAGCAGGUCGGGCGACCGCAGCAGGAGCAGGGGCAGGGGCAGCCGUAAGGCAAGCCGCAGCCGCAGCGGCAGCCGCAGCCGCAGCCGCAGCAGGUCGGCCGACCGCGACAACAGGAAGGGGAAGCCGGACGACUACGGCGUGGACACCCUGAAGAUCACAGACGACGACGCCGCAUUCAUUCUCGGCAAGGGCGGCAAGACGAAGGAGAAGGUCGCCCGGGUGUCCGAGUGCGAGAUCGAGCUUUUCGAGCGCGAUCUGAUUCUCGAGCUCCGCGGCUCAAAGAUGCAGCGGCGCCGAGCGAAAAAGUACGCGGAGGGCGUGAUGGCGCAGCGCACGGGCCCAGUGGUAGUGCACGACGACUAUGAUGACGGCGACCUUACCAUGUUGCAGGUCCCCCAAGAGGCCGUGGGCUUCGUGACUGGCAGGGCGGGCAACUUUCUCCGCAGCAUCGAGGAGCAGUGGUGCACCCUCAUGUUCUUCUGCGAGGUGGACGGCAGCCGCGGGGGCAGGAACAAGCAAUACGAGAAGUUGGCCAUCUUCGGCUCCAUCCGUGGCAGGCGCGGUGCGGAGCUGCUCGUACUCAGCGCUGUGGAAACGAAGGUGCCUGGGUAUUUUGCCAGCAUCAAGAACGAUGUCAUCGAUCGUGACCGUGGCAAGGACGACACUGGCACCUGGGGCACCGACACCAUGACCUUCCAGGACGACGAGCUCUCCUACGCGCUCGGCAAGCAGGGUGGCACGCGCAAGAAGCUCGAGCGCUCGUCGGGCUCGAUCGUGCAGUACGUGGGACAGACGGCCCUGUUCUCCGGCACAAAGGUCGUGCGCAAGCGGGCGAAGGAGUACAUGAAGUGGCUCUUCGAGCAGCUCGAGGGGCCCGUUUACGUGGACGGAUGGGAAGACCGUUCUGAUUGCACCGUCCUCGACGUGCCGAGCGAUUGCGUGGGCUACGUCACAGGAAGCCGCCGCGCAGCUCUCGGUGGCAUGGAGGAAGAGUGGGGCGUACUGAUGUUCUUCAUGACGAAGCCUGGGAUGAAGGGCAAAGGCCGUGACGGUCCUUCUGGCGAGCAACUGGCCAUCUUCGGUGAAACUCGUGCCCGCCGUGGUGCCGAGCUGAAGGUCAUGAGCUCUGUGGAGGAGAAGGCCCCAGGGCAUUUCACGCGUGGGGUGCGUGACAAGUUCUCGGACGAGAGGGGCUUCGCCACCGACCGCAUGGUCUUCAAGGACGACGAGCUCAGCUACGCGCUCGGCAAGCAGGGCACAACGCGCAAGAAGUUGGCGCUCGCUGCGGGAUGCAUCCUGCAGUAUGUGGGCCACGUGUGCUUCAUGGCGGGCACGAAGAAGGAGCGAAAGCGCGUCAAGGAGUUCAUCGAGUGGCUCCUUGCUCAGCGCCGUGGCACCGUCACCGUCCCCGACGUCGCUGGCCGCGACGACUGCACCGAGAUGCACAUCCCCGAGAACUGCAAGGGCUGGGUGACCGGCAACCGCGGGAGCGAGCUGCGCCGUGUCGAGGCGGAGACGGGGACGUACAUGUUCAUGGCCCUGGACAGACGCGGGGAGGAGCGGCUCCUCAUCUUCUCCGUGAACGAGGGCACGAAGAUGGGGGAGGGCGGGAGGAUGCACGCGGAGAGGCUGGUCAACGAGAUGGUGCAGGACAAGCUCCGUGGCGACGGCGGCGGCGGCGGGCGCUCGGACAGCCGCAGCCCGUCGCGGCGCAGGAGCCCGUCGCGGCGCAGGAGCCCCUCCAGGCGCCGGAGGAGCCCCUCGCGUCGCCGCGGGAGGUCGGACUCCCGGCGCCGCUGACCGGCCGCCGCGGGCCGAGGCGUGAGCAGGGAAGUCGCGGCCCCGAGGAGGGGGCAGGACGAAGGAAUAGGGCAGGAAGGAUCGAGGCUGGAGGCUUUCUCCUCCAAGGGUGAUGCGGAGGAGGACUGGCGACAACGACGAAGAGUCCGGCGGAUAAUCUUUAGUAAUUGCAGCAGUUGGAGGAACGCGCGAUUGGGCUUUGCAUGGCAGGGGGCGGUCCGACAGCAGAUC
Molecule: messenger RNA, 2246 nt
Organism: Prorocentrum cordatum
Lineage: Eukaryota; Dinophyceae; Prorocentrales; Prorocentraceae
Source: the annotation of a GenBank genome assembly